CCCUCCUCUCCGGCACUAUCUUCUCGUAUCCAACACGACAUGCGUCCCUCCUCAUAGUGUACACGCCCUAGCCACCCCCGAUGCCUCCAAAACGCCGCAACAACCGCUCCGCUGCGCACGGAGAGUCGUCCAGCAGCCGCCAAGGUGCCUCCGACGACUUUGUCCCGCGCCCAAAUGUAGGACCUGGAUACAUGACUGUCGGUGGCGGCAACACCACCAGCGAUGCCGCCGCCCGCCUCGUUUCGAUGCUCGAUGAAGACUCCGGAUACGGCGGGAGUGUGCAGGAUGGAGAAGGCUCUGGCAUGAAUUGGCGCUCCAACAUUGGCGAAGACAGGCCCUCGCCCUCACCAGUGCCCAUACUCGCGGGCGGAUCAGGUAAUGCCGAGCAGGAGAAACAGCGCAGCCAUGUCCUGCAGCUGCGGUACAACCAGAACAAAAACGCCCUCGGUCGCGCAAUCCACGGCACCAUCGAAGCCCUCAAAAGUUUUCAAGAAAUGAACCUCAAAUGGCCCGCACACUACCCCUCCAUUCAGGCUGCAGAGAAGCAAAAAGCACAUUUGCGCAACGAUUCCCGGCCUGGAUUGCACCACACGCAGUCGGCAGUCGGCGACUUUGACCCCAGCUCCCGCUCUCCCGAACGCCCACGAGGCCCGCGACGCGCAGGUACAACCAUUGGAGACGACCCCGUCGCCGAGUCUAGCUCCGCAGCCGAGGCCAAGCGCAGGGAGGAGCCGCGAUUGGUGACGCCCCAACUCGCCCACGACUUCUCCGUGUUGAAGUUGGAACUGCGCAUGGGUGGGCGGACACAGACAGAUUUGGUUCAUUCGCUGGAAAAGAACUCUGUCGCUUCCCUUCUGGACGGACAAAUUCAGCAAAGCAUACGCCACCUGUUUCUUCUCAAGGAGCGUAUCGAAGACACCUCAAGCAAAGUCUUGGUCACGGGUGACUUGAACGCUGGAAAGUCUACCUUCUGUAACGCCCUGCUCCGACGGAAGGUUCUCCCGGAGGAUCAGCAGCCUUGCACAAGUAUAUUCUGUGAGGUCCUCGACUUUAGAGAGAACGGUGGCGUUGAAGAAGUACAUGCCAUUCCUAUUGGAUCAACAUACAACCGCAACGAUGAAAGCACCUACGUCGUGUUCGGCCUCAACGACCUGGAAAAGAUUGUAAUCGACAACGAUCACUUCUCGCAGUGCAAGGUCUACGUCAAAGAUAUCCGCGAUGUGGAUGAAUCUCUGCUGAACAACGGCGUAGUUGACAUUGCCCUCAUUGAUGCACCAGGACUCAACGCCGACUCGAUCAAGACCACAGCCGUCUUUGCCCGCCAAGAAGAGAUUGACGUUGUUGUGUUUGUCGUUUCGGCAGCCAACCACUUUACUGAAUCUGCAAAGAACUUUAUCUUCACAGCAGCUCGCGAGAAGGCUUACAUGUUUAUGGUAGUGAACGGCUUCGAUACCAUCAGGGAUCAGAGGCGCUGUCAGGAAAUGAUCUUGAAGCAGGUCAACAGCCUCAGCCCAGCAACCUUCAAGGAAUCCAGCGAAUUGGUGCACUUCGUCUCGAGUAACGCAAUUCCCAUGGGUGCUAGUAACCCUCCAGAUGACAACGGCGACGACGACCCGUCGGGCAAGGGCAAGGGUAAAGAGGCGGAAAAGCUGCGGGACUUUGCCGACCUCGAGGCUUCCCUAAGACGCUUCGUCUUGGAGAAGAGGGCCCGGUCAAAGCUAGCGCCAGCCAAGACAUAUCUCCUCAACGUGCUCGGAGACAUGCACAACCUGGCCACUAUCAACCGAGAUGUCUCGCAGAACGAACUGGACCGUGUCAACAAAGAGAUUGAGGCGCUUGAGCCCGAGUUUGAAGAAUCAAAGAAGUCGCGAACAGAAGCUGGGGAAGCGGUGGAUCGCAUGGUGGAAGACACAACUUCGGAGGUCUACGGCCACACCCGUGACACUCUCAACGACUGUAUUGCCAAGGUGGCGGAUCUAGACCUGGGCAUCGAAUACCCCGGACUCUUCUCAGCAUACCAGUACGCCGAAGAUAUUCGCGACUCUAUGCUGCACGAGGUUACCGAAAGUGUACGCAUUUGCGAAGAGUAUGCACGAAACCAAGCUGUGCAGGGCUACAACGGCAUCAAGAACUUGGGUGUCCUGCAUCUCGGCAACAACUUGUAUGCUGAUGUCAUGUUCCGCCCGGAACGAAUGUUCAGGAAGUCGGUGCACGCCCUGGCCAGACAAGUGGACAUUGAUAUCGACUUGUGGGACUUUUUCGACCUAACAGGCCUUUGGGAACGACAAGAAAAGGCUGCGGGUGCCGGUAUGGCUAUGACUGUUGCAGGUGUAGUCGGAGGCAGACUAGUUGGCGGCGUUGGAUGGGUAGACGGUGCCCUGGGCGCCGCUAAGAUCAUGGGCACAAGCAACAUCAGGAGACUCUUGAUCCCCGGUCUCAUCGCUGGUGUUGCCCUUGGAGUAUCCUAUGUCCUCGCUUCAGUGCCCAAGUCACUUCCCCAUCGCCUCAGCGCAAAGCUUUCUCAACAACUGGCAGCGAUCGACUACACGCACUCGAAUGCUCUUCGCAUCAGUUCCGAGGUUCGACGCGCGCUCAAGGGACCUGCCAACGAUGUCCGGAUUGGCUUGCAGAGGAACGUCGAGAAACUUCAGCUUCAGAAGGAGGAGACGAGCAAGAUCAAAGCUGAGACCGAGGUGGCUCGCAAAUACUUUGGCAAUCUUGUGCGCAACAGCAACGACUUGCGCCAGACAGUCCAGCGUGUUGAUCUGGAGGCUGCGCCACCAGUCGUUGGAGGACCGAUGCAGGAUCCCCGGUCUUUUCUCUUCUUCAUCAUCCUGCUGCUUCUCAUCAACUCGCCGGAACCGCAGCAGCCAACGUUUAAUGCGCGCACACGAUUCCGGGAACUGAUUGACCGCGAAUACUACCAGCUCGACGUACUGAAUCGAACGCGAUAUGGCGACUUUGAUGCGAAGAAGAACAAGUGGCUGAACAUUACUGGGCUGCGAGAUGAAGAUGGGUUUGCAUGGGAGCUGCUGGAGCCUGUGAGACAGAGAGCCAAGGCGCAGUCGGAGCACAUCCUGGGCGAGAGAUGGAAGGGCAUGCUGGAUGGGUCUUUUGGGGAGGGAGAAGCUAUUAUGCCCGUGUACAAGAACCUCUCUGGCUAUGUACAGGGCGAGUGGACGCGCUCGCCUCUCAGUCGCAUGCGGCACCCCGAGGACAUGGGCAACGCCUCGGCCAUGCCCAGCAAUGGUUUUGGCAACGCGGCCGAGUUCGACAGGAACAUUACCGGAGCGGGUGGGUCUUUGCGCCUGCACAUCACGGAGCUGGAAGACAAGAUGCGAAGGAACGAAAACAAGACCAUAUCUGAGAUUAGCGCCAAAGUAAUUAUUGGCGACCAUGAUAGCUUUGGGGGCAACUGGUGGGAAUUUUUGGUGCACGGGGUGCACUUCUUGAAGAGUGGGACCGCCGUCUUGACGACGACGAGUGACCGGUUCGCAGGCAUCUUUGCUCUUCCGCAUAUGCAGAUAUCACCGUAUCUAUACUCGACAUCACAGGAAUUCCUCAACUGGACGAUACACGAGACGAUUGAGCGACAGGAAAAACGGACGUUUGCCUUGUGGAACCCGUGGACGUCUGCAGCGGACGGGUCCAACGAAGGGCUGUUCCAAGGCCGGCAUUGCGAGUUUGUCUUUUACCUGCAGGAGUUUCCCAGCGAGUACAACAUGGACAUGGACUGGCUUGAGCACGAGCUCAGAUACCCGACCGGGGCUCCCAUACCGCGGCAAGUGUCGCACACCAUGUCCAUGGUGGGCUUUUCCCCCGACUGUGGGCUUGUUGUCGAGUCAAAGGGCCCUCCGGACUUUGCGCCGUCGGAAGCUAUGCACCUGGUUGGGUCCAAGACGGAAGUGUUCAACGUGCGGGCAAGACACAGCAUUAUCGCAUUCGCGAUUAGCCUGGCGUUGCAGCUCUGGUGUACCAUGAAGCAGAUGAAAGAGACUGCAACACCGUCGAUGCGCAGCCGCGUCAGCUUCUACACGAUUGCCAUGAUGGCUGUGGGCGAUGGGUUUACAUUUCUGAUUCUCAUCUUCAUGUAUCUUUUCCUGGGGACUGCACAGCUGGCUCUGUACAGCAUCGCGUUCAUAGCGCUCUUCUCGGUGCUCACGCACCUUCGGUUCUUGAUGGAUAUCUGGUCUGUGCAAGCUGCAGAGAGAGCGCGUCAAGAGCGGCAACAAGCGUCGGCAGCUGCGAGUUCAACACGGCCAUUGCGUACUGCGACGCCAGCAGCCCCUCGCGAAGAAGGACUGCCAUUGCCAGCGACUGCAGCGCGGCCACGCCCCCCUACGCCGAUCAUCAUUGCCCCGGACCAGGAUGACGCGGACGAAGAUGACGCAGCUCCUAAUAACAAUACGACAGCAGGCAACGCAAACGCAAAUCCGCGCGCCGAACUCGGGGCGCUGUACAGCCGCUUCUGUCUGAUGCUGAUUGUGCUGUUCUUCAUCACAAUUCAGUUUGCGACGGCGCGCACAACGUACCGCACCAUCUACUUUGACAUUGUGUCGUUUGUGUACCUAUCGUUUUGGGUACCGCAGAUUUAUCGCAACACGAUGCGCAACUGCCGGCGGGCGCUGCGGUGGGACUAUGUUUGUGGGACGAGCGUGGCGCGGAUUGCGCCUGUGGCGUACUUUUACAUGAAAGAAGACAAUGUGCUGUUUGCAAAGACGGACUGGAGGGCCAUGGGGGUGUUGGUGGGGUGGGUGUGGGUGCAAGUGGUGGUGCUGGCCAGCCAGGAGAUGCUAGGAGCGAGAUUCUUUGUCAAGGAUGGAUGGGCACCGCCGGCGUACGACUACCAUCCGAUCCUCCGCGAGGACGAAGAGGGAGCGACGAUGCCGCUGAACAUGACGAGUUCCAGCGACUCGGCGACGGCGCUGGAUGCGUCGUCGUCGUCGUCGGCGGCGGCGGCGGCGGCGGCGGGGCAGGCGGAAGGCGAGGCGACCAAGGGGUCGGGCGAGUCCAAGACCAAGGGCAAGAAGGUGUUUGACUGCAGCAUCUGCGCCAACGACAUUGAAGUGCCCGUGGUGGCGGCAGGGGCGGACGAAAACAGCAUGACGGGCAUGGGGGGCACGAGCAUGAUUCUGCAACGACGCCAGUACAUGAGAGAGUCUGCCGCCGCUGUAGUGUGAGUGUGUGUGUAUGGAUAUUGCAUGUAGGCGUAGGGCGCAUGGAGUGUGGAUGUAGGUAAGUAGGGGGGGGCUGGCUGAGGGGGCACGUGAGCAUGUGUGCACGUGACAUGGAUAGACAGCAC
Exserohilum turcica Et28A is the source of this 5302-nucleotide messenger RNA. RefSeq lists its product as uncharacterized. Lineage: Eukaryota; Fungi; Ascomycota; Dothideomycetes; Pleosporales; Pleosporaceae. Gene Ontology annotation, molecular function: GTPase activity; GTP binding. The transcript is spliced from 4 exons. Gene Ontology annotation, biological process: mitochondrial fusion. The record is from RefSeq and is a predicted model, not a curated record. Gene Ontology annotation, cellular component: mitochondrial outer membrane. Bases 81 to 5180 code for a protein of 1699 amino acids.